Messenger RNA from Pieris macdunnoughi, 1536 nucleotides. NCBI's taxonomy places the organism in Eukaryota, Metazoa, Arthropoda, Insecta, Lepidoptera, Pieridae. The record is from the annotation of a GenBank genome assembly.
AUGGGAGAAGUGGUGAAUCACAUGCACAAAGAGGACGAAAAAAUUCAUUUACAUAGGACAAAAUGUUCUCAAAUUAUAAAAAAUGUGCUAUCACCCCAUUUCGCUGAAAACUUAAAAGAAGAUUUGAAAGAUCAACCCUAUAGUUUAUUGAUAGACGAAUCGACCGAUAUUUCCGUUCACAAAUAUCUGGGAAUAAUAAUAAUUUAUUACAGCUGCAGUCACAAAAAAAUAAUGUCUACAUUUUUAGAUCUUCCAAUGCUGAACGAGUGUGAUGCAGAUGGGAUUGUUGGUACCAUAAAAGCGACACUCGCUAGAUUUAAUAUACCUCUACAAAAUUUAAUGGGCAUCGGAACAGAUAAUGCUUCCGUGAUGACCGGCGUCAAUAACGGUGUAUAUGCUAAACUGAAAAAGGAUUUGCCGAGUUUAGUUUUGGUGCGUUGCAUUUGUCACUCUCUGCAAUUGGCAGUAUCGGCAGUAACAAAGCAAUUUUUACCGAGAAAUCUCGAGUUUAUUAUUAAAGAAACAUAUGAUUGGUUCAAUCGAUCUUCGUCAAGGCAAGCGGCUUACAAAGAACUAUACAAACUUAUAAACGACGGUCAUGAUCCAUUAAAAAUUGUACAGUCUUGUCAAACUCGAUGGCUUUCUAUAGAGUCUGCAGUUGCACGCAUUUACGCACAAUGGUUGGAACUGAAAACACAUUUUAAUAUGGCCAAAUUGAAAGAAAGGUGUUACACAGCAGAAUUGCUGCAUGGAAUGUAUUCAGAUGACGCGAAUUAUGCGUACAUUUCAUUUAUGUAUCCAAUUCUCACUGAAAUUAACAGAGUGAAUAAAUUAUUUGAAUCGAAAGAUGCAGAUCAUACAAAACUGUACGACGAAUUGACAAAUUUGGUUGAUUCACUUGUUGCCAAAAUAGUACUGCCGACCCAGAAGGUAGACGUUUUUACGCAAAACAUUAAAGAUUUUGUUGAUAAGAAAUGUUAUUUGGGGUACAGAUUCGAAUCUUUUGUGUCAACGAUGAGAGAAAAAGGACUUCCACGGAAUGAAGAAGAAAUGAUACGUAAUAGGUGCAUCCAGUUUAUUGUGCAGUUGGUUAAUGAACUGAAAAACAGAUUGCCCGAAAACUUAAAACUCAUGAAAAAUAUGAAAAGAAUUAGUGUAGAUUGUGCACUGUCUCACAAUAAAGAGCCGAUCACUGACCUGAUCUUACAUUUUAAUAAAAAUCAAGAAUACAUAGCGAAAGUUGACGAGCAGUGGCGUCAAAUCCAUUUACUCAAAUGGAUAAAUACAAAAAAUACCAAGGAAUUUUGGUACGAGGUGCUGGAUUUCGAAGACAUUGCAGGAGAAAACCGAUUUGAAGAUUUAGCCACGUUUGCUAUAUCUUUAUUAGUUUUACCGCACUCUAAUGCUGAAGUAGAGCGAUUAUUCAGCAUGAUGAAUAUCGUGAAAACAAAACACAGAAACCGAAUGAAGCUAGAUCUACUUACAGCUUAUGACAAUCCGCGCAGGUUUAAAACGCGAAGGAAAGUGUUGCAAUAA